Salvia splendens (bonfire salvia) is the source of this 2316-nucleotide messenger RNA. Its product is annotated as cucumisin. The record is from RefSeq and is a predicted model, not a curated record. The coding region runs from base 1 to 2316 and encodes 771 amino acids. Gene Ontology annotation, biological process: proteolysis. Gene Ontology annotation, molecular function: serine-type endopeptidase activity. The transcript is spliced from 10 exons. Lineage: Eukaryota; Viridiplantae; Streptophyta; Magnoliopsida; Lamiales; Lamiaceae.
AUGGUGAAAGCAGCGGCGUUUUCCCUUCUCUAUCCUCUUUUGCUUUCAGCUCUUGUGAUCAGCUGUCAUUGCCAAGAGAGGACUCUGCACAUUGUGUACAUGGGAGCUCGGCCUGAUGGCGAUGCAUCCGUUGCAUCCAACCACCAUUCCAUGUUGCAUCAAGUACUAGGAAGUGCUAGUUCUGCCAAAGAAGCACUGGUUUACAGCUACGGAAGAAGUUUCAACGGAUUUGCAGCUAAGCUGACUAAUGACGAAGCCAAAAGGAUUGCUGAAAUGGAAGGAGUGGUAUCAGUUAACCAGAACCAGGUGUACAAGCUGCACACAACGAGGUCUUGGGAUUUCUUGAACCUUACAACCGACAAACUCGGAGCUCCUUCUCUAUCUGAUGUCGUAAUUGGCCUCCUAGACACCGGAGUUUGGCCGGAGCAUCCAAGUUUCAACGACACCGGUUUCAGCCCUCCGCCACCCAAAUGGAAGGGAGCCUGUACGGGCCAAAACUUCACCUGCAAUAACAAGAUCAUCGGAGCGAGAUAUUACAACAGCGACGGUUACUCGGGCGAGGACCAAUCCCCAAGAGACACGGAAGGACACGGGACCCACACGGCGUCAACUGCUGCGGGUGUGGAGGUGGACGCCAGCUACUUCGGCCUUGGUGCGGGCGUAGCCAGAGGAGGCGUCCCCAGUUCCAGAAUCGCGGUCUACAAAGUGUGCUGGUCGUUCGGCUGCAACUCCGCCGACAUCCUGAAAGCCUUCGACGAUGCCAUUGCCGACGGAGUCGAUGUCAUCUCCGUCUCCCUGGGAUCCAGCUGGCCCGCUGAUUACAUUGACGAUGUCAUCGCCAUUGGAUCUUUCCACGCCAUGAAGAAUGGGAUUUUGACCUCCAAUUCCGCUGGGAACUCUGGGCCUUACCCUGUGUCCGUUGCUAACUAUUCUCCUUGGUCCCUCACCGUUGCUGCAAGCACCAUUGAUAGAAAAUUCGUCGCUAGACUCCAGCUCGGAGAUGGCCAGAUUCUAACAGGAAUCCUCAUAAACACCUUUGAUCUGAAUGGGACUUCAUACCCUUUAAUUUGGGGUGGAGAUGCCGCCAACUAUACCAUCGGCUCCAGCCCCGACUACGCCAGAUACUGCUUGGAGGGCGCGAUGAACACCGACAUUCUAGCUGGAAAAAUUGUCUACUGCGAGGCGCUCUUUGACGGCGUUGCCAUCCUGCUCGCUAACGGCGUUGGCACCAUUAUGUCGGACGUCACUUUCGACACUCCUGACUAUGCCUUCAGCUGGUCAUUGCCAGCCACAUUCAUCAACCCCGAAGAUGGAAAGAAGGUCUUAAACUACAUCAGAAGUUCAAGCAACCCUGUGGCGACCAUAUUUGUGAGCGAUGGGAUGAAGGACGGGAUGGCUCCAAUUGUAGCAUCGUUUUCUUCGAGAGGGCCCAGCCCCAUCAGUCCCGACAUUCUCAAGCCUGAUAUCACUGCCCCUGGAGUGGAUAUUCUGGCCGGAUGGUCGCCGUUGGUGGGGACUUCCGUGGACCAGGACGACCCGAGGAGGUCCCUGUUCAAUAUCAUCUCCGGUACAUCCAUGUCUUGCCCUCAUGCUAGCGCCGCCGCUGCUUAUGUCAAAGCCCUUCACCCCAACUGGUCUCCCGCUGCCAUCAAGUCUGCCCUCAUGACAACAGCUUACGUGAUGGACCCGAGGAAGCACCGCGAUCUGGAGUUCGCCUACGGGUCAGGGCAGAUCAACCCGGUCGUGGCUCAAGACCCGGGCCUAGUCUUCGACGCAAACGAGGACGAUUACGUCAACUUCCUGUGCAAGCAAGGCUACAACACCACCAACCUCCGCCUGAUCACCGGCGACAACAGCACCUGCGCCUCCACAGCCGCCGGGCGAGCCUGGGACCUCAACUACCCCUCCUUCUCUCUCUACGUGGAAGACGGCGACAAGAUCAGCGCCGUCUUCACUCGUACAGUCACCAACGUAGGCGACGCAAACUCCACCUACACAGCCAGCCUCUACAUGCCGUCGCCGCUCAUCAAAGUGUCCCUUUCGCCGCCGGUUCUGACGUUCUCGAGCGUGGGAGAGGCGCAGAACUUCACCGUAAGCGUGGAGGGGCCUGCGAUUGCGCAGCAGCCGAUUGUUUCGGGGGGUAUUGUUUGGAGGGAUGGGAAGCGCGUGGUGAGGACGCCGCUGGUGGUGUAUAACUACAUCCCCGGCGCGCCGUACAACCUCUACGAGAGCGCCGCCGCUGCUACAGGAAAGCUGCCUUUCCGCAAUUCUAGGAGUGGGAAGCUUGAACUGCUUAAACCCCAUCCACAGUUGUAA